This is a messenger RNA of Poecilia reticulata (guppy), 4098 nucleotides long. RefSeq names its product nuclear factor 7, ovary-like. Gene Ontology annotation, molecular function: zinc ion binding. NCBI's taxonomy places the organism in Eukaryota, Metazoa, Chordata, Actinopteri, Cyprinodontiformes, Poeciliidae. The record is from RefSeq and is a predicted model, not a curated record.
CUGGCUGAACAGGUUCAGAGGAAAGCAGCAGCCAUGGCGUCUGUUUCGUACUCAGAGGAACUGACUUGUUCUGUCUGUCUGACCAUCUUCACCGAUCCAGUCAACCUUCCCUGUGGACACUCCUUCUGCAGGCAGUGUAUUUCAGAAGUGCUGGCCACACAGCAGCACUGUCCAGUGUGUGGGACAGCUGUAGCACUGGAGGCAGCAAAUCUCCCAACAAGCAUUGUUCUGAAGAGCCUGGCCGAGAAAGCCAAGGCAAAGCCGGACAAAGGGAAACAACCGACAGCAGAGUUGGCUGCAGUCUGUCCUGAACAUGAGGAAAAGCUGAAGUUAUUCUGCAUCACAGACCAGCAGCUAGUUUGCAUCAUAUGCAGAGAUGAUGAGGAGCAUGAAGGUCACCAGUUUAAACCAGUCAAAGAAGCUGCUGCAUCCCUCAGAAAACAGCUGGAGAUGUUUGAACAAUGCACUGCCGACGAUAUUCACGCUGUAGAAAGUCUUGCUGAUGCACAAAAGGACGAAAUGUUUAAAACCAGAGAGAGAUCUCAGCAGCUGCUGACUCGGAUCAGCAAACAGUUUGAGGAGAUGCAUCAGUUUCUGAAGAGGAGAGAAAAUGAGAUAAAGAGAGAGCUGAAGCACAAGGAGGAAGACAACGUUGAUAAAAUGAGAGAGACUUUCCAAGCUACAGCUGUGGCUUUGUCUGAGAGCAGAGAGCUGAAGGAAAAAGUCUCUUCGGUUCUGAAAAUCACAGAAUCAGAGAGCUUCUUAAAGAGCUGGACAGAGGGGAAGAGAAAGGGGGCGCUAAAGCACCUGUUCAGGCCCAGAGUGAAUGAACUCCAAGUGGUGGAUUCUUCUCUCUCACUGGGGCCGUAUGAGAGCCACCUGCAGUUCUUCAUGUGGAAGGAGAUGCUUCAGGUGAUCCAGCCCCGGGCAGAGCUGCUGAGGCUGAAGAGCAACAGUCAGGAUGUGGUCGUGUCUGAUGAUGGCAGAAGUUUGUUCUGUAGACCCAAAACACACCAAGCCUUUGGAACUGGUUUUGGGAUGCAACAUGACUCUUUUUUUGGAGCUCCACCCAGUCAUUCAUUUGGUACAGCUACUUACUACAGCUCAAACCCUUCUGGCACUAAAGCCACAGAAGACUUAGAAUCUGCCUCCAGUGUCAGUGAGUUCGGAGCCGGGCAGCAUUACUGGGAAAUUGAGGUCGGCAGCAGAAACUAUUGGGAGCUGGGAGUGAUACACAAUCUCCUGAAAUAUGAUGGAGUAAAAUACACCUGCUGUGGCCCAAAUGUCACCACAGAGCUGGAGUUUAGAAACAGACCCAAAAAGAUUGGGGUUUACUUUAACUUCUCUUCUAAAGAGCUCUCCUUCUACGACGCAGACACCAUGACACACAUCCACUCAGUGAGCGCCGUCUUUGUGACCACGCCAGUGUCCGCACAGAUUAACAUCCAACACAAGCAGCCGGAUCACAGUCCUGUGACUGUCUGCUGGUACUGAGCAGUGCUGCAGUCCAACAGGAAUCACUGGAUGUUGAGCUCACAGAACAGCUGAAAAGUACAGAACUGGAUAAAAUAUGACCUGGACUUAUACAAACUUUGUUUGUUGUGAAAUAUUCUCAUAUAGAAAGUAGGGGUAUUUGAGAUCUGCUUGUAAAAACUAUUUUCCCACAGCCAUCUAUACUUGUCUCAAUAGAUGUGUACUGUACAGACAGGCUUUUGUAAAUAAUGCGAUAGAAAAUGUGUCAGAUGUAUUUGAUUCUUACUCAAAUUUGGAGAGAGAAAAUAUAAGACGAUUGUCUUCUCAAUCUAAGAGUCAGUUGAAAUGGUUUUUAUGUAUUUUGUUAUUUCAUCUUCAAUGCAGCAUUUUAUUGUUAACACCUGACAAAAAAAGUAAUCUGAGCUUCAGGCUAAAUUUAUUAUCUGUUAACCUCUUACACCCUAAGGGGUAUAAAUAAAUUUCCGCCUGACAAAAACACACAAAAGUAAAUCACUUAUAGCCUCACAGCUAUUAGAUUUAAUAAGAAACUUUUUGUACCUCUGUAAAGGUAAGAUGUCAUAGAAUGGUUUUCUGGUGUCAGCACCAUUGUAGCUUUGACCCUGCCUGAAAUAUUAGGGACAAAAUACAAAAUAUUUUGCAUUUUUUUAACCUCGCCAAAAUUUUCUUUGAAAUAAACAUUGAAAACACUACCAAAAUAGUAUUUGUAACACAAAAAAGUAGUACAGACUUUUAAAUCUAAAUGUUGUGUAAAAGUAUACCAAAUUUGGACUCAAUCAGAUGAAUCAUAUUUAUUUUAGAAUGGUAUUAGUGAGAAAUUUCUUAGGCGGAGAGGCCAUUUUGGCACAUUUAUCCAAAAUGUCACCAAACUGUGCCAAAUGUGUUUUUUACAUCAAUACUGGGGGUUUGUUAAAAUUAAAUAGCUUAUUACCAUCUAAUGACACUUUCUACAUUUAAUAUAACCAUUGGUCAUGACAUUUACCCCAUUUAUAUGCAAAAUGUACCAUUAUGCACAGUGUAAUAUGUAUAAUAAUGAUGACCUGAAAGCUCUUUCUUUGACUCCAAAUAGAAAACUUUUAUUGAAACAAGAUAAAACAGUCAAAAAUACUUUUUGAAUAAUUUAAAAGAGCAAAUAAACAAUUUUGAAAAUCCACCACCACCAUCACCACCAAAAAAAUGGACAUCUUACCUCAAAGAAGGUGAAGAAUCAUGAGAGGUGGGGGGAGGUUCAGCGUCACCCGAGCUUGAUGGUUCGGCUUCCACUCGACUAUAAAUAAAAAUAAAGUAUUUGAAGAAUUAGAGGUUUAUUACAAAGUAAUGAACCAAAGUAAACAUGAAAUCCUUACUAGUAAAAUAAAACAUAUUUUAGUAAAACAUAAAUAAACAAAUAACCACGUGGUUUUACUUCCUGCCGUUAUUACAAGCAUAUAAUCACUGAAAUAAAUAAAUAAAUAGAACCAAAACAUCAAAUAUAUUGUGUGAAAUUGCGGGGGGAAACUUACACAACACCGAGAUCAAGUCUGUCUGCUGUGUCCGGCUCUUCCUCUUCCUCCUCGUCCGAAUCCCACCAGCUAUCAGAAGAUUUAGCUCCACUCGUAGCAAAUCGAAAAACCGUUGUUGUUCAAAAGCCUUCAAAAGCCUCUAAAUCGUCCAGUUUCUGCUGCUAUGAUCGAUUUAUCAUAAAAAAAUCAAAACUGAACUCACGGAACCGAGAUAACUCCACGUGCUCAGACUCCCGUGUACCACACGUGCUUAUGCACGGAGAGCCACGGAGAGCGCAGCGAGAACGCAGCGAGAACGCAUAAAUUACGCACACAUUUAGAUCGGGUUCCGGAAAAUACCUCAUGAUUUUGCGUAGCCGACAUCUUGUGCCAUACUCUGAGAGUCUUUCCACUCUCACGUGAAGCCAUAAAAUGGCCGUGAUGAUCAGCUGAUCGGGGGUUUUCCAGGCAGUUGCGUMAUCGCCCGAGGACCUUUAAAUCUCAUCAGCUGUUUUUAAAUAGCUCUAAAAUCUUAACAUUUUGGGCMAAACCUUUAUGCGGAAUAGUUUUUGAAAGAUUAAAGCCUCUUUUAGCGGAUAAUAAWAAAAAAAAAAAUUUAAAGGCACACGGAGCCUUUGUUUACAGAGCGAGUCGAGGUCACAUGGCAGCUGUACCCAUCGUUGGGUCCGUCGGGCUUCUGCAUUGUAUAUAUAUUUUUCUUACAUGAAGUUUUUAUAAGCAGCAUGAAGUUUUUUUUCUGCUCUCAUGAUUAUUGCUAGAACAUUUUUUCCCCAUAUGCCUUCAAUAUGUUUGAGAUUACAAAAGGAAAAUUGAUUACUAAAGAGUGUGUUUUUAAUGGAGUCAUGAUGUAAUUCUACCAAAAAAAUGAAAAAAUACAGUUUGAAACGGAAUAGAAAUAAAAGGUUUGAUGUACAUUUUUUAUAACUUGAUGAGAUUUUGUCUCACUUGGAUACGGAGUUUAGCUAAGUGUAUUUGUCUUGAUGUAUAAAACUCAUUUGACAUUGAGGCAAACAUAAUGUCUUAAAAGAAAAUGUUUGAACUUUCUCUGAACAUGCUCUGUGUUUUCUUCUCUGUCACAAAUGAAUAAACUUCCUCACAUGCUUGG